This is a messenger RNA of Phasianus colchicus (ring-necked pheasant), 5193 nucleotides long. RefSeq names its product 1-acylglycerol-3-phosphate O-acyltransferase 5 (gene AGPAT5). Gene Ontology annotation, biological process: phosphatidylinositol acyl-chain remodeling. Gene Ontology annotation, molecular function: acyltransferase activity. The record is from RefSeq and is a predicted model, not a curated record. NCBI's taxonomy places the organism in Eukaryota, Metazoa, Chordata, Aves, Galliformes, Phasianidae. Gene Ontology annotation, cellular component: endomembrane system; mitochondrion; endoplasmic reticulum.
GAUUUUUUUAAUAAUAUUGCAGUUUUUCACAAGUAUGAGUGAACUUAUCUCCACAGUAGUCCUGUAAGGAAAUAUACGAUUGUACAUAUACAGAAUCAGAUGUCACAAGUUCAUUCCUUCACACAAAUGCUUUUACUCCUUUCACAUUCUCUUCACUAUAACACAGAUUUUCAGUCUGUUCACUUGAGACUUCAAUCCCAUCUCACAAGCUCACCUCUGCCUUUAAGUUCAGCCAGCUGAAUUUCCCCAUAUUUUCCCAACCCCUCUGCCAUUUCCCAAUUCCAGACUCACAGUCUAUUUAACAAACUGCUGAUCUACAUUUUCUCUUUUAACUGCAGUGUAAUUAGCCAAGCACACCUAGCUGCCCUGAAGCCUAGUCUCUCUGCAGUCUCCUUUGUGAAGCAGCGUCUGGAUCCUUCCAAGCCUGUCCCACCAUUACAGCUGCACAAGAGUACUUCUUCAUAUAUACCUCAUUGCAUCUUCCUGGCCUUAGCUUUACCUGCUCUGUACUGACUUGGACUACUUUCUCCAUCCUACAUUGCAGUGAAUUGCUUUCUCUUUCACGUGGCCAUGCUGCAGGCAGCACAAAACAGGAGCUCCUUCCUCAAUUUUCCAUCUAGCCAGUCUAGAAUUGCCUGGACUACAGCUGAUAAGUGCCUGCCAAAAGACGCCAUGAUGGGGAAAGUGCCUCUCCUGGUAGUCCUGAGCCAAGGUGGUGUUUUCACUCACUCAGUGGGGACAGAAAUGUAAACACUGAUGUGGACUGGCAGAAAGUCUGCCAUCACCUCCUUUUAGAGCAGGGAAAAAAGUGCUUUGUUAGAAAUACAAGAACUAUGGAGCAUGGCAAAUGAGAGAUCUCACCGCAGAGAACUUUCAAUAAAAAACAGCACAAGAUAAACAGCAGCUAAGGACAACAGGGGCCCACCCCAGUUACAGUCUGGCAAAAUGAACACAAUCUUUACACAAGGCACCGAGCAUACACUUCUUUUUAAAACGAUAUCUUUGCAAGCUUCAGGGUAGGGUUUUUGUACAAAACAAGGAAUAAGUUCUUCUCUAUGUACUCAGGUGUCACACUAAAUUUCCUCUCGGUGAAGACACAGCGGCUUUCUACAGGACUACUGCAUUUUUGCAUUUUUGGGGCUUUUGCUACAGGACUACUGCGGGCCCGAGCUGCAACGUGAGGGCAGAGGAGAUGCGCAAGGGCUGCCAGUGUGCUGGCAGCUGGUGGAAGCGACACAUCGCCUGUUCUUAGUGCUGCACUAGCAGAAACCGAGAGGGUGAAAAAACCAAGUUGGCUUCAAUUACACCACGCCGCGUUUAAAUGUACGCUCCUUGCAGGUGAUGGAGCGCCUCGCUGACCACCGGACACGCCUCCAGCACGGCUCCCUCGGCCAGGGCUGCCGCAAGCCACCUCAGAGACUCGCGGUCGGGGCUGCGAGACGCCCUCAGCACCCGCUCACAGCCACCCCGCGCCCGCCCGGCCCGGAAGUUCCCCGCAGGCGGCGAGGGGCCGCCUUCCUGCCGGCGCGGCUCCUCCCCCGGCCGGGCAAUAUGGUGGCGGAGGCGGCGUUCGGGGAGCCGUGAGCCGGUGCCCGCUCCGCGCCUCCCUGCUGGGGGCGGCCGCUACUGCUGCUUCUCCCCCCCCCCUCACCCACCCACCCCGCCCGGCGGCUCUGCUCUGCCCGGCGCGUUGGCGAUGGGGCCGGCGGGCCGUGUCUGAGCGCGCUGCCCAUGUGGGUGUCCCGGUGAGGCCGGGAGCGAGCGGGAAGAUGCUGCUGUCGUUGGUGCUGCACACAUACUCCAUGCGUUACUUCCUGCCCGCCGCCGUCAUGAUGGGCACGGCGCCCACCUACGUGCUGGCCUGGGGCGCCUGGCGCCUGCUCUCCGCCGUCCUCCCCGCCCGCUUCUACCGCGAGGUGGACGACCGCCUCUACACCAUCUACCAGAGCAUGGUGCUCUUCUUCUUCGAGAACUACGCGGGCGUGCAGGUAAUAAUCUAUGGGGAUUUGCCAAAAAAUAAAGAAAACAUAAUAUAUUUAUCAAAUCAUCAAUGUACAGUUGAUUGGAUUAUUGCAGACAUGUUGGCAAUUAGGCAGAAUGCACUUGGGCAUGUCCGAUAUGUUUUGAAAGAUGGAUUAAAGUGGCUUCCAUUGUACGGGUGGUAUUUUUCACAGCAUGGAGGAGUCUAUGUAAAAAGAAGUGCCAAAUUCAAUGAAAAAGAAAUGAGAGGGAAGUUGCGGGCCCAGAUGAAAGCUGAGACUCCGAUGUAUUUAGUGAUUUUUCCAGAGGGGACCCGUUACAAUCCAGAGAUACCAAAAGUCAUUGCAGACAGUCAAUCAUUUGCUGAAAAAGAAGGACUUGCUGUAUUGAAGCAUGUGCUAACGCCACGUGUGAAGGCAACUCAUGUAGCAAUCGACACAAUGAAAGACUAUCUGGAUGCAGUGUAUGAUGUGACUGUGGCAUAUGAAGGUACUGUGGACCACAAGGGACAGAGAAAACUGGCACCAUCUAUGACAGAGUUUCUUUGCAAGGAAUGCCCAAGAGUUCAUAUUUUCAUUGAUCGAAUUGAACUGAAGGACAUUCCAGAAGAGCAGAUGUAUAUGAGAAGGUGGCUUCAUGAACGUUUUGAAAUAAAGGAUAAGUUACUAAUAGAGUUUUAUGAUGCAAAGGAUUCUAAAAGAAGAAACAAGUUCCCUGGAAAAAGUGUUCAUUCCAAAUUAAGCCUCAAGAAAACUUUGCCAUCUUUGCUGUUUCUAGGUGGCCUGACUGCUAGUAUGCUUCUGACAGAAUCUGGAAGGAAACUUUAUGUAAAAACGUGGAUAUAUGGGACUCUAAUUGGCUGCCUGUGGGUUAGCAUUAAACCAUAAGCAGAUGUUGUCUCCGGUCAGUAUGAUGUGCUGUCUUUUCUUGCACAUUGCACCAAACUUUUUCCCAAAUUUAUAGUAAAAACGUGUAAAUAAAGCCUUAUCGACUGAACAUUGGAAAUAAUAGAAUUUGUGACCUAACCCUCUGUGUGGUUGGUCUGGGGAAAACAAAUGUAGUUUUUCAAAUUUGCUACUCAUUUUUGCUGGAAUAACGGCAGAUAAACUGGGUCGUAUGAUAAAUGGCUUUCCCUAUGAACUAACACCCAUCUCUAUCUGCAGAUGAAGUAUGAGUUAUGCGUAAGGGUGUCUUAAGUGGACCUGUGAAUGUAUUUACAGAGAUUAAUUUAGGUUAUAUAUUUAUUCUUCUGAUAUUCAUGUUGAAUUUUUGUUACUCCUUGGUGCAUUGCAGCAGCUCAGUUGCAUCUGCCCCAGCUGAAUCGCAAGUAAAAUCAAAACCUUUUUUUCUCUGGAAUUUUGUUUUUCAGUUUCAACUAAAUACUGUGUUCUCAGAAAGGGCCUGGAAAGCUGGCAAAUCAUGAGACGCUCCCUAAAGCAGAAUAAAACAUUGAUGGGGAAGGAGCUCUGUUUAUCUAGUGCAUGAUUUUUGAUUCUAUUGCAGUAUUAGCCGAUUAUUUUACAUAUGCAAAACAUAAACCUUACUGAGCAAACAGCUUAUUUUGCGCACCCUGUAUCUGUGCAUAAAAGGAAUGUGUGCAGUAUAAUGACAUGGUUUUUUAUUUUGUGGCCUAGCCGGGCUGUAGCCCUCCUUGUGUCUGCGUUGCCCGCAGUGCGUGGGGCCUUCCAGCUGGGCUCACAGAUUCGCCAUGUCCACGUGCCAUAAGCAGCAGUGAGCGCUCACAACUCCCUGUUACCUCACCAGCGUUGGGUGUGAGCUGUGCCCUCUGUGUAACACGCAGACCCACGGUAGCUUCAGGAGCGUGGGUUAUGGUAGCAAGCAACCUUCAGGUGUCCCUGUGAAAUACGAAGCACGUGCCUUUUCCCGCUAGUCUGACUUAGCCUGAUGUCUCAUAAGCUGGCACCCAUCUCAGUGUUGUAGUAUCACAUUCGAUUUCCAAGGCAUCCCAGGCGAUGCAGAUUUCAGGGGGACUGAAGUUACAGGGUUGAUGAAUAAAACUUGCACAACAGUCUAGGAAUGAAAGAAAUGUGCAUCCUUUCACCUGCCUGUAAACGUACUUCUAAAAGCAGAAUCACCAAACCUUCACUAUCAGAAAGUCUGUGAUUGCCACAGCUGGGAUUUUUGUUGGGGAAAUGCCAUUUCCUGAUAUCAAGGGAAUUGUCCAUAUGUACAGCAACGGAGUAGGAAAGAGGAUGUAUUUUAGCUUCUUCCACUAAGGAAUCAGACUCCCUGUGUGAAAAUGAUGAAAGAACUAGAGAAUAUUUUUGUAUCACACUUGCAAGCUUUAAAUGUGCACCUCUUUUUUGCUUUGGUAUGAUUUGUAUUGCAUUAAAAUCCACAAUGAAUUAAAAUAUCUCUCUGAAGAUUAUAACUCCAUUUUUCAGAUUCCACCGUUGCCAAUUAAUUGGAGAUACUGCUUCUACUGCGGAUUUUGUUUCUUGUUGGCUUUUUCUUUGUUUGAUAGAAUGAUGACAGUUCCACCUUAAAAUCAUUUGGUACAGCUUUCAGGUUGCAGCUCUGUGUCCUCCCAUAAUGGAUUUUGUCACUGGAGUUAUUUAUAUCGGUGAUUGAUUCAGGAUAUGUUGAUGAACCAUGUUAAAAACAAUGACUGGGAACAAUGUAGAAAAACAGUAUUGUUAUGAGGCUGUGAAACCAGAAGAAAAAAAAAAAAGCCAUUUUAUGUAACAGCCAAAUGUGCUCACUUGUAGCUCUUCCUAUGCUCCUCUGACCAUUGCCAGUGAGUGUAACCUGAAGGCAGUGUUAUCGAGUUAGUUUGAUUUUGAAUCAUGGAAUGAAAUUCUACUCUGUCAUGAUUAAAUUUCUUUGUAGCAGCUAAGAAUAACAUUUAAUUACACAUCAGAAGUAUACGCAGACAGCUUAACUCAUUUGUAGAAAAAUAAAUGCUGUUCUGGAGAGCCUAAUUACCACAAAAUACUGGACCUCUCUUACUGUUUACUUGUCAGGAAUAUAAUUGACACAGUGCAACAAGCAGGAUGUUUAUUUUGAAUGUUACUUUCUAUGUUACUCUUAGUUGGUUUUUUUUUCCUUGCAAUUAAUUUAUAAAGUUUUGAAACUGUAAUUUGCUGAUGUAUUUGGCACUGGGAGUAUCACAUGCUAUUUCUAAAUAUGCACUGAUAUUAACUUGAAAUAUUUCUUCAUUAAAAUAAGAAGAGCUGAUGCUCAUUCAACUUU